Messenger RNA from Cucumis melo (muskmelon), 1368 nucleotides. RefSeq names its product alkaline ceramidase. The coding region runs from base 371 to 1138 and encodes 255 amino acids. Gene Ontology annotation, biological process: defense response to other organism; autophagy; ceramide metabolic process. The transcript is spliced from 4 exons. The record is from RefSeq and is a predicted model, not a curated record. NCBI's taxonomy places the organism in Eukaryota, Viridiplantae, Streptophyta, Magnoliopsida, Cucurbitales, Cucurbitaceae. Gene Ontology annotation, molecular function: hydrolase activity, acting on carbon-nitrogen (but not peptide) bonds, in linear amides. Gene Ontology annotation, cellular component: membrane.
ACACGAAGUACGAACGAACGGUGAAGGAAAUGGGAGAGGAUUCACAUUCAAGGACGAAGAAUUGAACAAAAUUAUAUAAAUCUAUUUCAGAAAGAAAAAGAAGAAGCAUAUAAACUAUUUAAAAUUCGGAGCUUUAUUUAAACAACAGCAAAAAAAAAAAAAAAAAAAAGAAAAAAAAGAAAGCAGCUGGUCUUCGUCCCGUUCUUCCUUUGAAGGCGAAGACGGAUUAGACUGAUCUGUUUCCCGUCCAAAUCUGAGAAAUGAACACCAACAAAAGACUCGUCUUCAUCAGCUAAAACGUAUUCAAGACCAGCAAGAACUGGGAUCUUUUGGUGAAUAUUAACGGAAUCUAAGGCGACAGUGGUGGAGGAUGGCUGAUGGAAUAUCAAGUUUCUGGGGUCCUGUAACAUCUACGACAGAGUGCUGCGAGAGGAAUUAUGCUUAUUCUUCUUAUAUUGCUGAGUUUUAUAAUACGGUCUCAAACAUCCCAACCAUUCUUUUGGCUCUGAUAGGUCUUGCAAAUGCCUUGCGACAGCGUUUCGAGAAGAGAUUUAGUGUGCUUCACAUAUCAAACAUGAUACUAGCCAUUGGUAGUAUGUUCUACCAUGCCACAUUGCAAAAAGUGCAACAACAAGGUGAUGAAACACCAAUGAUCUGGGAGAUGCUUCUUUACAUGUACAUUCUCUAUUCACCAGAUUGGCAUUACCGAAGUACGAUGCCAACGUUUCUCUUCCUCUAUGGAGCCAUGUUCGCUGUGGCUCACUCAAUUCUUCGCUAUGACAUUGGUUUCAAGGUGCACUAUGUGAUUCUCUGUCUCCUCUGCAUACCUCGGAUGUACAAAUAUUAUAUAUACACAGAAGAUGCUUCGGCUAAGCGGUUAGCGAGGCUGUACUCAUUGACUCUUCUCUUAGGCACUUUCUGUUGGGUUAGCGAUCGGGGUUUGUGCGAGAAGAUAUCACACUGGAUAAUCAAUCCUCAAGGUCAUGCCCUGUGGCAUGUUUUCAUGGGUUUGAGUUCCUAUUAUGCGAACACAUUCUUAAUGUUUUGCCGGGCGCAACAAAGAGGAUGGUCCCCUAAAGUACUUCAUUUAAUGGGAGUUCUCCCCUACGUGAAGAUUGAGAAACCAAAAACACAAUAAGAAGACAAGACAGGCAAAAUUUUGACCUAUGUUGAGUGUUUCCAUGGAAGUAGUGAGAUUUAAAAGAAAAAAGAAAAAAAAAAAAAAACAAUCUUUUUGGCAAUGUUGUUUCUUUUCCUUCUUUUCACUAAGGAACGAAUAGAAACUUAGAUUUUUUGUAGUAAAAAACACUUAUGUAUUUUUGUUAAUUGACGUGGGGCAUUCUUAUUUCAGAAAACAUAUUGAUUUAA